Molecule: messenger RNA, 436 nt
Organism: Callorhinus ursinus (northern fur seal)
Lineage: Eukaryota; Metazoa; Chordata; Mammalia; Carnivora; Otariidae
Gene: SLIRP
Product: SRA stem-loop interacting RNA binding protein
Molecular function (GO): RNA binding
Source: RefSeq, a predicted model, not a curated record
CCAGAUUCGCCAGAUUCUUCCGGGGUCGCGACCACAGGUCACAGAGGCCCUCGAUCUAAAGAUGGCGGCUUCAGCAGUGAGGGGGGCUGUGGCGCUGCGUACGAGUGUUAGCCGGCCCGUGGCUUUUGUCAGAAAAAUUCCCUGGACCGCGGCUUCGAGUGAGCUGAGAGAACACUUUGCACAGUUUGGCCAUGUACGAAAGUGCACUGUACCCUUUGACAAAGAGACUGGAUUUCACAGAGGUAUGGGUUGGAUUCAGUUUUCUUCAGAAGAAGAACUUCAGAAUGCACUACAACAAGAAAAUCAUAUUCUUGAUGGAGUAAAGCUCCAUGUUCAAGCUCAGAGACCAAAAGUUUUGCAAGGGGAUCAAACAUCUGAUGAAGAGAAAGAUUUUUGAGACUAUUACUACCUAUUAAAGUAAACAAAAUUAAAAAUU